Molecule: messenger RNA, 1030 nt
Organism: Trematosphaeria pertusa
Lineage: Eukaryota; Fungi; Ascomycota; Dothideomycetes; Pleosporales; Trematosphaeriaceae
Exons: 1
Coding region: 64-978 (304 amino acids)
Source: RefSeq, a predicted model, not a curated record
AAAAAAGCCUCUUUCCAUCUUACAAUUACGGAGCGUUACACCAAUUGCUCCCGGAAUAUCGUUAUGUCGCCUCAAGGGACAACGAAGAUGGAGAAGCUGGAGGACUGGGAUUGCAUCGAUGGCACGGCUUCGCCCGAUCCGGCCAUCCUCAAGGAGCAAGAAGCGAAGAAACCUAUCGAAGUAUCGGAUUCCGUUUCCAAGUGGUCUAAGAUGAGUCACUCCGAGAAGCGGAGCGAGAAGAAGAAGAAGUACACGGAGUCCAAGGCGCGAGAAGACUUCAGACAGCAAUUCUCGGAGCUCGAACUCGGACCCUCCGGAAUCUCAAUCACGGACGGUGCAUCCUGCGCAUCUUCACCAGACGCCGAAACCAUCAUAAGAGAGCUAGGGUAUGCGGGAAAUGCAUCUGCACUGCCGCGAUCGCUGCGUAUAGCCGUCAAUAAUCGCUUCACCCGCGCACAACUCGCCAAAUUCAAAGACGAUGCCGAACUCAACUUCGCGCACCCGCUACCCUACUUCUUUUCCGGGUCUUUCAUCUUCCCGGCAUGCAUGCGCGCUGUCACAAACGGAACCACGCUUCUCUCGGUUGCACAGUCAAUGACACCUGCAUUGCUGCGCGGAUACAAACGGUAUCCCGUCAAAGAGCGGCCGUAUCCUGCCAUGCUCCCCUCAACAGAUCUGGAGGACAGCGUAUGGGGCAUGCUUGUAUUCGGCAUGUUGGACAGUCAGCGACGAGCUAUUCAUAAAUUCGAGAAUGGAAUGUUCGACUUGAGAAGAACGGAAGCGGAAAUCGAACUUCAGGGCGGCGAAAGAGUGGUUAUCGAAGUGGGAGUGUACGUGUGGAACAGAUCACCAGAGAGUCUGGUGAAAUUGGAAGAAAGGAAGUGGAAGAUUGAAGACUUAAUGGGGAGCGAGUGGUUCAAUGCAAUCAUCAAGAGAGCCGAGGAAGAAGAGAGGCUAUUGGAGAAUCAUGCGGCAUAAAAUUGUGCGUAAAUCAAGAUAAUAUAUACCUGCGGGGCAGUUCUUCCAUGCC